This is a messenger RNA of Lottia gigantea (owl limpet), 1282 nucleotides long. RefSeq lists its product as hypothetical. Bases 592 to 1248 code for a protein of 218 amino acids. Gene Ontology annotation, biological process: ribosomal large subunit assembly; translation. Gene Ontology annotation, cellular component: cytosolic large ribosomal subunit; ribosome. The transcript has 5 exons. Gene Ontology annotation, molecular function: structural constituent of ribosome. The record is from RefSeq and is a predicted model, not a curated record. Lineage: Eukaryota; Metazoa; Mollusca; Gastropoda; Lottiidae.
UAGCCUACUGAUGAUGAACGUCAAUGAUUGAUACUUGAUUGGAUUUGGGGAUUUAGGUUAAAAAAAAAGGGUAACUUUGAACUGUAAGACUGAAAGUGAACAGUAGAAGAAGGGCUGAUUGAUGGUGAUGAAGUGCAGUGAUAAACUUGAUGAGACAGACUGGAGUCGAGUACAAAUCAGUGUUUUCUAUGAUAACCACGGCAUCUCCGAGUCAACCCUGACGAAAAAAUAAGUGUCAAGUUAAUUUUACCCGAAUCCAUGAUUGCAUCAAGCCAUUCCAAUUAUUUUAAUUUACACAAAGUAAACGAGAAGUCUUUCCUUUCUCUGUUGAUAUAAAAAUAGCUUUUCCAAUGUUUAUCACAUGACGUAGACUUCCGGUAAAUGUAAGCAGAGUUCUCUCCCAUUGAAAGUAGGUAAUCAUGUCGGACGUGGUAUUUUAGAUAAGAAAAUUAAUCUAACUCAAUCACCCUUAUUCUGGGUAGAUCUACAAAAUCUAAUUAAAUCAUCCGAUUCCUUAAUAGUUAUUGACAUUGUUGAAACAUUUAUCUAUUGUUAAAACCAGCCUUUUUAUCUUUAUUUUUUAGAUUCAAGAUGGGUCGCCGACCAGCUCGGUGCUACAGAUACUGUAAAAAUAAGCCUUAUCCAAAAUCUCGUUUCUGUAGAGGUGUACCAGAUCCUAAAAUUAGGAUUUUUGAUCUGGGAAGAAAGAAGGCACGAGUAGAUGAAUUCGCCAACUGUGUACAUUUAGUUUCUGAUGAAUAUGAACAACUUAGUUCUGAAGCUUUAGAAGCUGGACGUAUUUGUGCUAAUAAAUAUUUGGUAAAACAUGUUGGUAAAGAUGCUUUCCAUCUUAGAGUAAGAGUACAUCCUUUCCAUGUUGUCAGAAUCAACAAGAUGUUGUCGUGUGCUGGAGCUGAUAGACUCCAGACUGGUAUGCGUGGUGCCUAUGGUAAACCACAAGGAACUGUUGCUCGUGUCAAUAUUGGACAACCUAUCAUGUCUGUUAGAAGCAGGGACAACGCUGAAGGUCAUGUCAUUGAGGCUUUACGAAGAGCCAAAUUUAAAUACCCAGGCAGACAAAAGAUUUAUGUAUCAAAGAAAUGGGGAUUUACUAAAUGGUCUCGUGAAGAAUAUGACGUCAAAUUCAAAGCUGGUCAACUGGUACCUGAUGGUGUUACUGUACAAUAUAAACCAGAUCAUGGUCCACUCAAAGCCUGGAUGGAUAGAUACCGAAAACAAAAUCUCUAAAUUAUUUAAGAGAAUAAAAAAUAAAUAUACUUUG